GGACUACGAUCCACCUUUGAUGCCUCACGAAGUCGCACCUGCAGAACUCUAUGAGGUCUAUCAGGGGCCUCAUGUGAAGCCGUUGAAAGUGAUCCGAAUCCGUCAAUAUCGUAAGGCUGUUCCAAGGCAUCUUCGAGAGCUGGGGCACUUUCAGGUAUCAAAAGAUGAGCCAAGAUCAAGAUCUCCUGCAGAGCACAGAUCACCUCUUGGACAAAAGUUUGCAGACUUCGGAGACAUGUCUCUACCCAGGGGUAAAGGUGCCCGAUUUGAGGCUCCUCAAUCUGAUGAUGAGAAGAAAGAUGACGAGCGACCGAGCAUCCUGAAGGUGCCAGAUGAUGGAAUGGGUAGACGACCCACCAGCAAGAGCAUCAAAAGUUCAAAGCAGCGAAGCACUGUGCUCUCGGAGACCUUGGCGGAGAUUGUCAAGGAGCGUAAGGCUGAAGAAAUGAAGGAUGCCUUGAAAGCUAAGAUUUAUGAAAAGGACAUGAUGGCGAAGAAUGUUGGUAGCAAAGCAGCUGAAGUGGUGAAGAGUAUGGAUGUGGAUCUUUCCAGGCUGGACAAGCAGCGGCAAACCAUGCACCAGUUCAUCUCUUCCUCUUUCUUUGAUUCCUUCAUCGGUCUGAUCAUUCUGGUGAAUGCCGUCAUCAUUGGAUAUGAAGCUGAAUUGAGCGUCCAAAUACCAUUUGGUUGUGAUGAGCAAUGCAAGUGCGACCAGGCAACCUCGACAGGGAAUUGCUUUGCGAUGCCUCAGUGGCUACAGGCUGUCGACUACGUCUUUGCGGCAGUAUACAUCGCAGAAUUUUGCUUGCGGCUGUAUACCUAUGGCAUCCCUGUACUGCGGAGCAACUGGGUAAAGUUCGAUCUCUUCUUGAUUCUGUCCAGCAUGUUGGACAUCGCCCUCAAGCAAGUGGCCACAGUCAGUGAGGUUUUGACUCAGAUUUUGCUGGUUCGGAUCUUGCGCCUAGCACGCCUGGCCCGUGCAGUGCGUCUAAUGGUGCAAUUCCGUGUGCUGUGGCAGCUGGUUCAAGGUUUGCUUCACAGUGUGAGCACCUUGUUGUGGACCUUUUUGAUGGUGAUGAUUUUGGUCUAUGGCUUCGCCAUUGUCGGCAUUGAGACAAUUCAUGUUGACUUGUCUCUGCCUUUGGACCACCCCUACAACCUGGCAGUGACAGAGAACUUUGAGUCCUUCAGUGACGCAAUGCUGACGCUCUUCCAGUGCUUUACCCUGGACUCUGCUGGGCAAGUGUACCGGCCUCUGAUCACACACAACCCUGUCCUGAUUGCAUACUUCAUGACAGUCAUCCUCGUCAUGGCGGUGUCACUGAUGAACUUGGUGACCGCAGUGAUGGUGAAUUCUGCCUUGGACCAAGCAAGCGAAGAUAAAGAUGUGAAGCGAGCCUACGAAGCAGUGCAGAAGCGAAAACAGCUGGAGCAGCUGAAAGUGAUGUUCUUGGAACUCGAUAGUGACGGUUCAGGUGAGCUGACUCUGGAGGAGUUAAAAGGUGCACCCGAAGAAGUGCGCGAACAGUUGAAGGAGGUGGCAGGCACUGAGGACAUCGAAGGCCUUUUCCAGAUGUUGGACUACGAUGGCGGUGGCUCCCUGGACACCGAUGAGUUCUGCGAAGGUGUGUUGAGAGCAUCCACAAGUGAGAAGCCAUUGGAGCUGACGCGUUUGGUGAAGCAAUGCUCUGACAUCCUAAAACUUUGUCGAAAUAUGUACGUUUAUCAGAGCUCUCAGAAGUUCGACAUAGGAGAUUUGGAAAGAAAGAUGAAACAACUUGAGAAGAUGGAAAGCCUCCAAUUGGACAAUGCCAUAAACGCCCGCAUGGAGCACGGCAUGGAGCAGCUACAAAGUGAUUUGGGUCGAAUUAUGAAUGCUCUGCGAGUGGAGGGACGUUGACCAUGUUGACCUCGCCCAUUUGCACAUGGCGCCCAGUCCUGCUGAAAUGGCGG
Messenger RNA from Cladocopium goreaui, 1953 nucleotides. The record is from the annotation of a GenBank genome assembly. Lineage: Eukaryota; Dinophyceae; Suessiales; Symbiodiniaceae.